ACUUAGGGGAAUGAUCAAACGUGCUGAACAGCAACUCUGUGCUCACUCCCAAGGCUUUAGGUCUCUAGUGGCAGACCUCCUUUUAAAGCCCAAGUUGUGUUUUCUUAAACAUUUUAUCCUUUAGACUGUUGCACGUUCAUUUUAGGUCGCUUGAACUUGCUUCCUGUCUGCUUGUUUGGAUAUUUUUUUUUCUUUUUUUUUUUUCCCAUUGUGCUUGUGAGUCAAAGAAUUUAAAUUUUCCAUGUAUGUACACAUAUAUGCCCACUUUUGCUUUUAUGCUUCUCUCACACAGUCUUUUACCGUGGGUGAGCGGAACUCUCGGCAAAGAAAGCAAACAGAGAGAACAGAGCCAUCACCCCCCACCCCCUGAAAGAGCAGAGGGCAUGUGGAAUAAAUCAAAAUGCAAAGCAUAAUAACAAGGUCCCAUGGGAAAGGGAGCCUUGUGAUUGUGUGCCGGCGUGCACUCCCCUUGGAGACGGCGGCCGGGGGGCUCACCUCACGGCAGCCGGGGGCUCCUUUCUUUCUCACUCGCAUCUCCCCUCCCGAUGUCACCAAUCCAUUCACUACCCGGAGAAUUGAUUUACAUUUGUUGGGAGACGGGGAAGAGGGGAAGAGCGGAGGGCAGGAGGCAGGGGCGGUGAUGCUGGUCCCCACGGUGUGCAAGGCGAGGCACAGGAUGGCUAUUUUAUAGCUGGGGACCGUGGUGACGUAUAGCUGAGCGAGCUGGCACAGCUCCUCGUGGACCAGUCAGCGGAGCGAAAUCGAAGCUGACAAGACUUCUCUGGCAUUUUGGAAGGGACUGUAAUCUACUGUAGGGGAGAACAGAGCCGCUCAAUCACCGCCGCUGUAAAUAGGAGACGGAAGGGAGUGAGAAAGGAGGCGAAGAGAAAAAGUGCCUGCUGGGGGGGGAGGGGGGGCGGCAUUUUUGGUGGAUGGUAUGAAGCCAGCCAUGGAAACUGCAGCGGAGGAAAAUGCAGAACAAAGCCAAGAGAAAAAAGUGAUCACCAGACCAGAAAUGGAAAUUGGCAGGUACCACUGGAUGUACAGGAGUUCAAGGCCACACCGGUACCAUCAUGUGCCAGCAUUGAGAGGCAAUAUUAGUCCUUUGGGGAUUCAAGGUUGCUUUGAAUGUUGCAUUAAGUGCCUAGGAGGAGUGCCAUAUGCUUCGCUCGUGGCAACCAUUCUCUGCUUCUCGGGGGUAGCGUUGUUCUGUGGCUGUGGCCACGUGGCGCUCACGGGAACCGUCUCCAUCCUCGAGCAGCACUUCUCCACCACUGCCACUGACCAUGCUUUGCUGACUGAAGUAAUACAGCUAAUGCAGUAUGUAAUUUAUGGCAUUGCAUCAUUUUUCUUCUUAUAUGGAAUAAUCCUUUUGGCAGAAGGUUUUUAUACAACAAGUGCUGUGAAGGAGCUGCAUGGAGAGUUCAAAACAACAGCCUGUGGCCGCUGCAUCAGUGGAAUGUUUGUUUUCCUCACUUACGUGCUUGGAGUGGCCUGGCUCGGGGUCUUCGGCUUCUCUGCUGUGCCUGUCUUUAUGUUCUAUAACAUAUGGUCAACUUGUGAAGUCAUCAAAUCUUUUCAGACAAAUGUGACCGUUCCAGGGGACCAGAUCUGCGUGGACAUCAGGCAAUACGGUAUCAUCCCUUGGAAUGCUGUACCUGGCAAAGCCUGUGGCCCAAUUUUAGAGAACAUCUGCAACACGAAUGAGUUCUACAUGUCUUAUCACCUGUUCAUUGUGGCUUGUGCUGGAGCUGGUGCCACUGUCAUAGCAUUGAUCCACUUCCUCAUGAUACUGUCUUCUAACUGGGCCUACUUAAAGGAUGCAAGCAAAAUGCAGGCCUACCAAGAUAUCAAAGCAAAAGAAGAGCAGGAGCUGCAGGAUAUCCAGUCUCGGUCAAAAGAGCAACUCAAUUCUUACACAUAAAUGUUUGCCACAGUAAUUCAGCAGAAGAGUUCUGUAGCUCUGACAAAUCAGCAAAUAGCUGCUCUGCAGUACAGAUGUGUGUCUAGCAAACAAAAUUAGAGAGAAGUGUAAAAGCUUCACAUUCCAGCUCCUGGAAAACUUUUUUAGGGAAAUCUUCCCAUGGGUAAUCUUCCAUCCUUUCUAACAGAGAAUGGAGGGUUUAUUCCAGGCAUUUUAAAAGGCAACACUUUACAAAAAGUGACCAAAUUAUUCUUCUUUGAGACUUGGUAUCUAAUAUUUGACUUGUUCUAGAGCAUGACGCCCUGCACAAAACGGCAGCAGGUGCCCCAGCCGAGCAGGCGGCAGAUCUGUGCAGACCUCAGGCAUGUGCACGGUGUGUGACCGAGCACUCCCAAGGAACCCGUGCCCAGCUGGGCUUUCUGAGGGAGCUCCUGUGUGUGUGUGUGGUGGCACAGCUGCAGCUCCUCCCAGGUUCAGGGGCUGUGUGGGAACGCCGUGCCUGGGCCGUGGGAGCAGCGCCGCUCCUGUGCCGCACCUGCCACCGUGGAGCCAUCAAGGCCCUGUGCUCACCUGAGGGUCGAGCAGAUCUCCCAAGUUCUAAUCUUUUUAUUAACUAUUUAAUGGAAUGUAGAUCCCUGGAUCUGGAUAAUGAUCCCCUUCUUCGAAAAUAAAUGUCAGCUUUGCCUUAAUAUUUAUUUUCUAUAAAUGUCUUAGCAUUUAUAUAAUGGCAGGAGACCAUUAUCCUACAUUAUCCGUAAGUGAAAGUGUUACCUUAUUAAAAUGACACUGAUCUGACUAUUCCAAAUGAGCGGAUGAGAAAGUUUGCAGAGUUUUACACAAACAAUAAAAUUUGCAGCCAUAAAAGUAAUACAGGAUGUCCACCUUUCUCUAUCUUGGUGCUUAGCAAAUUUAUAGUCAGUGCUUAUGUGUUUUCCUUUUUACAAAUUAAUUAGCACACUAAGAAAACGUGGUGUUCAGAAAAAAAAAACAACAAACAAACUGGUGCCAUUUUAAAGUCAUUUCCCAUAGAAGUCUGCCUUCUAAUUAAUGUUUUUUUUUCAGAAGCAUUCAGUGAUAUCUUGAGUAUUAGUGAUGGUAUAUUUGGUGUUUGUUCUAUAUGAUAUAUAUAUAUAUAUAUAUAAAUGUUGGGGGGGAAAAAGUAAAAAUACAUCAUUCAUUUGAAAAAAUUAAAUAUUCAAGUCAUACCCCUGCUAAGACGACGUGUGGUUUGGUAGUUUUGGUUGUUUGCUGAAUAUACAUCAAAGGAAGCACAAAUUCCUUCAAAUCAGUAUUAAGAGAAAAGGCAUUUUUUGGAGGGGUAUUAACUUCAAAAAUUAUUUCUUUUGUUAAGUAUUGAAGUCUAAUUUGACAGUUUCAAAAAAGGGGCAAAGUUGAUUGAUGUAGAGCAAAUAUGACAAAAUAGCCUAGUGUAUGUUCUUACCUGUUGCAUGAAGGAGACAUUUCUACAGCAAUGCAGGUGAUGUUCUAGCCCAGUGUUUGCAUAAGGGUAAUAAUGGAGGCAGUGUCUUAAAGCCUAAUUCUUUUCUAAUUCAGUGUAGCUAUUACUGGGAGUUUUUGAAGUUUUGUUUAAGUAGUCUAAUAUUUUUAUGUAAAGAGCAUUAAAUUUUGCUAUGUAUAAAUUUUUGUAACCUAACAGUGAAUCAAUAUUUUCUAUCAGUGCCAAGGGCUUCCUGUAGUUACAUCCAAGUGUUAAAAUAAAUAUUUGUAGAUAAUAGACAACACUUGUGUAUGCUUAUUUGAACCCAGACCUACAGCUACUCCAUGGCAGUGCAUCUCUAGGCUUUAUGUCUCUGAGGUAAAACACCUUCUGUUCCAGAGCUCCCUGCCCUCCUGCAGGGGCAGGGCUGCCCUGCAGCUGCAGCAGCAGUUGUGCAGCAUGCAGUAGUGGUAGUUGUUCCAGGCCAGCAUAAUGCAACAAGCACUACCCCUUCCCAACACCCCACAGGAGCAGUCACUCAGAAACUCUGUAAAGGCCAGAGUGGCUGCAACAGCAAAUUAAGAGCAGCAUGCAAAAUUGGAGAAACCAGCACAUCACAUUUUAGCUUCAUUUCGAAAAGCAAAGUUUGCAUCUGUCAUGGUUUUGAUAUGUUGUGUUUAAACAUCCAGUGAAUUCAAGACAGAACUUUGUUUUUUGCCCCUAAAUUCUGUCAAACUUGGCUUCAUGUUCGUGUAGUUGGGUCAAGAUGAGCAGCCUCAAAUGCAGUGCAAGUUGUAAUAUAUGCUGCCACCCAAAAUUACUUCAUUGAUAAAAACUACUGUAUUUUAUACUGUAAAUAAAGUUUAAUGAUCUUGCCUAUCAUCUACCUACAAAAUACAAAGCUUAAAUAAAGAUGAGUUAAAUAGCA
This is a messenger RNA of Prinia subflava (tawny-flanked prinia), 4290 nucleotides long. RefSeq names its product glycoprotein M6B (gene GPM6B). The record is from RefSeq and is a predicted model, not a curated record. Gene Ontology annotation, cellular component: membrane raft; plasma membrane. Bases 938 to 1924 code for a protein of 328 amino acids. The transcript has 8 exons. Gene Ontology annotation, biological process: neuron projection development; negative regulation of serotonin uptake. NCBI's taxonomy places the organism in Eukaryota, Metazoa, Chordata, Aves, Passeriformes, Cisticolidae.